Molecule: messenger RNA, 806 nt
Organism: Rana temporaria (common frog)
Lineage: Eukaryota; Metazoa; Chordata; Amphibia; Anura; Ranidae
Product: transmembrane protein 272-like
Exons: 8
Coding region: 1-594 (197 amino acids)
Source: RefSeq, a predicted model, not a curated record
AUGAGGAAACCCAAAGUGUUUCAACUUGUAGGUCUUCCUCAGGGGGUUAUACGUUCUGCUCUGGGGAAGAAGUUCAGAAAAAUACACGGGUAUGUCACACAGCAGAGAAGUCUCCAUAAGACAAGCACUGAAAAGGGUGAAGAACUUAAACGACAUUUAAAAAAUGGCUCAGCCUGUAAUAUAGGUCUCCAAAUAUUUUCAUUGAUAAUCUGGAUUGGUUUAAGCAUAGCUAUGAUCGUCAUGGGUGUCAUAUACAAAGACAAAUGCCCCAUCCAGCCCUACAUCCCCACCUUUCUGUUGGUGACAGGAGCCACACAUUUAGUAGCUGUUGCUCUGUUGUUUGUCAGGUCUAUAUUUGAGACAUGCAGCAUGAUUCUAGAAGGUUUGAUAGGAACAUUCAGCUUUGCCUGGUUUAUAACAGGUAGUGUCUGGGUCUUUAAGGUGUACAAAGUAUAUGAAGGACUGUGUGACAAGGAUCUUUACUUAUUUGCUUUCGGAAUCCUGAUAUUUGAAUAUGUGCUGCUUGGAUUAGCCCUGAUUUGUCCAUGUUUAUGCGGUUCCCCUAGAGCAUUAUUUUACGAAAGAUUAGAGUGACGAGUGUAAAAUCAGUGGAACGAAAUCUGUGGAAAUCAUAUAAUAAAGAAAACUGGAAAGAAAACGCCAAUAGAGUGAAAAUCAGAAUGAUCACAAUUUGUUUAGAUAAGCAUUUCUGUUUGCAGAUACUGUAGGUAAAUGUGUUUUAACCACUUCAAUACAGAGCAUUUUCACCCCCUUCCUGCCCAGACCAAUUUUUCGUUUUCAGCACU